This is a messenger RNA of Anarrhichthys ocellatus (wolf-eel), 2080 nucleotides long. RefSeq names its product retinol dehydrogenase 12 (gene crdhl). The transcript is spliced from 7 exons. The record is from RefSeq and is a predicted model, not a curated record. The coding region runs from base 1 to 1071 and encodes 356 amino acids. NCBI's taxonomy places the organism in Eukaryota, Metazoa, Chordata, Actinopteri, Perciformes, Anarhichadidae.
AUGAGAGCCGAUGCUCCGGGAGGAUUCCUGGUGCUGCCGUGGCCGCACCAGGAAGGGGGGUCAGACCCAGACCUGGACCUGGAGCCGGUGGAGGAGGACCAGGGUGGUCUGCUGCUGAGGUCUGGAGCUCUAGUGGGACUCAUUCUGAUCUGUGUGACGGUGUUGAGGAGGUGGAUUGCAGGUGGAGUGUGUCGCUCUCCAGCUCGUCUGGAUGGAAAGACGGUUCUGAUCACCGGAGCAAACACCGGCAUCGGCAAAGAGACCAGCAGAGACAUGGCACGCAGAGGGGCCCGGGUGGUGAUGGCGUGCAGGGACCUGACCCGGGCGGAGCAGGCAGCGGAGGAGAUCCGUCAUUCGACAGGAAACGGAAACGUUGUGAUCAGACAUCUGGAUCUGAGCUCCGUUUACUCCGUCAGACAGUUUAGUAAAGACUUCAUGGACACUGAGGACAGACUAGACGUCCUCAUCAACAACGCAGGAGUGAUGAUGUGUCCAAGAUGGCUGACAGAAGACGGUUUUGAGACUCAGCUGGCUGUCAAUCAUCUGGGUCACUUCCUGCUGACCAAUCUGCUGCUGCCGAUGCUGAAGAGCUCUGUCCCCAGCCGCGUGGUCACCGUGUCGUCCAUCGCCCACCGAGGGGGUCGCAUCGACUUUGACGACUUGUUCUCCAGCAGAAAGACGUACAGCUCUAUGGAGAGCUACAGACAGAGCAAGCUGGCCAACGUCCUGUUCUCCAGAGAACUCGGCCGACGACUCACAGGCUCCGGUGUGUCGUCAUUCUGUCUCCACCCGGGUGUGAUCCGGACCGAACUGGGUCGUCACGUGGAGGGCUGGCUCCCCAUGCUAGGGGCGCUGCUGAGACUCCCCUCCCUGCUGCUCAUGAAGACCCCCAGUCAGGGAUGUCAGACCACCGUGUACUGCGCCGUGACGCCGGGUCUGGAGGGCCAAUCGGGACGAUACUUUAGUGACUGUGCAGAGAAGGAGGCGGCUCCAGAGGGGCGGGACAACUUCGUGGCGAGGAAGCUGUGGGAGGAGAGCGCCCAAUUGGUCGGAUUGAAGGACACGUGCUGACCUUUGACCUUGGCCCUGCUGUUUGUGUGGACUGACUGCAGCGCCCCCAUCAGGGGGAGGGCGGUACAACAUCCGUGAAACACUCGGUGUGACUGACAGAUGAUGGGAGCCAAUCAGAGGCAUCCCUGAUGGUCAGGGUGGGAGAAAUAAUAAUCAAUAAUUUGACUGAAUAAAAAAUGUUUGCUGUUUUAUUAUUAUGGCUUUGUAAAUCAUGAUUAAAUUAUUAUUAUUAUUAUUAUGAGAUUAAAAAGUAAUGACUAAGAUAUUUCUGAGAAUUUUUUUCAGUUAUCUAUCUUUCAUAAUAAAUAUGGAACCAAACUUUUUUAAUUAGCUGUGAUGUGAAAAUGAUUUAUUAGAAUGUGAACGUGGCGCCUAAUUGGACGGCGUUUUCAAAAAAGUUUGGACUGAAUGUUUUUUUUAGUUUCCAUCAGAGCAAAGUUCAAACAUCAACAUGUUCCUUUAAUCCAUUUAAAUGUUCCUGAUGUUCACUUUUAAUAAAUUCUUAUUUACUGGUUGGUUCAUAUUUCUUUCAGGUUUCUUUGAUUUUUCUGAAUGUUUCCUCCAGUUUUUCUUCUUAUUGUUUGCUUUUAAUUCUCAUUUAACUUCCUUUAUCUCUUUCCUCUCUUUCCUCUUUCCUCCUUAUUGUUUCCUUAAUGUUCCCUUAGAGUUUAUUUGAUAUUUCCUUAUUGUUUGCUCCUCUGAGUUGUUGAUAUUUAAAGUUCUUUUCUUAAGUGUGGAUAUUAAAGAGCUCUGUUUGGUUUAUAAAAGGCAAAUUAUGUUUUGAAUAUUCAGGAAAUCAGAUUCAGCAGCUUUUUGUUUAAUGGUGUGUUUGUGAGUUUAGAUAAAUUAAUUAAAUCCAAGUUAACAACCUUUUAAAUUUUAAGUUUUAUGAAACAAAUUGUGAUAUUUUUAAGUUUGUAACAUGAAAACUUUUGAUGAUGAAGAUGAAGAUGAUGAUGAUGAUGAUGAUCAUGACAGGACAUGAUUGUAUUUUUCUGAAUAAAGGAUU